AUGGCGAACCCCCGACAACGUCGCAAGGCCCGCUCGUCGAGCCACAAACCCGUCUCUCAUUCACGUCAUGCAAAGAGAAAUUUGAAGAAGACUCCUCCCAUCCGUGGUCCAAAGGUGCUGCAGGAUGCUUGGGAUAAGAAGAAGACCGUUCGGCAAAAUUACGCAAAACUUGGACUCUUGGUGUCAUCCGAUCCAGUAUCCUCCGGAGGUGUUGAGACACCGCUGGGGCUCAGGUCCCAAAAUAACUCUGGGCAGCAGCCUGCAGCGUCGACUUCCACGAAUUCUAGUCCUCCAAACACAAGCGUACCAAGCGGAUUUGGGAGGAUCGUACGUGAUGAGGCCGGCAAUGUGAUUGGUAUCGAAAUGAACGAGGAGGAAGAUCCACAAGAGGAGGCCAUGGAGACAGAUGACUUUGACUUGGACGGUGUCGAUUCGCAUAUUGAUGAAGAUGUGCGUCAACGGUGGGCCAAGGGUUUUCCUGGGAAUACGUCUAAGAAUGGCCAGGAAGGGAGCAUUGCAGAAGCCCUUGAAAGCAUUUCUGCAACACCUACUGGCUCUACAACACUCUCCCUUCCUUUGUCAGGGGUUGGCUCAAGACAUAUCUCUUCUGGCGAAGUGAAAUAUCUAGAACCGCUAGUGAAGAAACACGGCAGCAACGUUGAAGCAAUGGGGCGCGACGUGAAGCUGAACCCAGAACAAAGGACCGUUGGACAGUUGAGGAGAGGACUGAGAAAAGCUGGGCUUCCAACGCAACAAUGA
Molecule: messenger RNA, 759 nt
Organism: Cyclocybe aegerita
Lineage: Eukaryota; Fungi; Basidiomycota; Agaricomycetes; Agaricales; Hemipholiotaceae
Source: the annotation of a GenBank genome assembly